Molecule: messenger RNA, 9644 nt
Organism: Micropterus dolomieu (smallmouth bass)
Lineage: Eukaryota; Metazoa; Chordata; Actinopteri; Centrarchiformes; Centrarchidae
Gene: taok2a
Product: TAO kinase 2a
Exons: 20
Coding region: 480-3947 (1155 amino acids)
Biological process (GO): protein phosphorylation
Molecular function (GO): protein kinase activity; ATP binding
Source: RefSeq, a predicted model, not a curated record
UCCCGCCCCACCAGCCUGAGCCAUCUUGUAUUUAGCAAGAACAAAAACGGUGCAAAGAAACAAGUCCAACCUCGGGAUGGGGCGCAGACAUUAAGUCUAAUUAUAAGAGUAUAUUUCUAAAAAAAGCCAACGGGACAAUAUGCCUGGAAGCGGGGCACCGCGGAGAAACAUCAGCCACACCCCGCAGAGGAGCUAAUGUUAGCUGCCGAAACUAAGCUAGCCAAUUAGCUAAAGCUAGUAGCAACAUAAAGAGGAGAGAAACGGUUCUUCCUGCGCCAGCUAAACUAAAUUAGUGUACUAAAUUUCACUGUCGCCCUGAAAUCUGGAGGGACUUCGGUGGAAAAUGGGACAAAAGUCGUGCUGAUUAACCCGCCGAGCCGAGAGGAGACCCGGGCUAUGAGGAUAGCGGCUCGCUAGCUUCGCUGCUAACUGUUGUUUUUCGUUCCACAGCGGCACCACAAUAAGCCGCGGCCCUGGCCAUGCCCUCGAAUGCACGGGCGGGCAAUCUGAAGGACCCGGAUGUGGCGGAUCUCUUCUGCAAAGAUGAUCCGGAGAAGCUGUUCGCCGACCUCCGUGAGAUCGGCCACGGCAGCUUCGGCGCCGUUUACUUUGCCCGAGACGUGCGCAACAAUGAGGUGGUGGCCAUUAAGAAAAUGUCCUACAGCGGCAAGCAGACAAACGAGAAAUGGCAGGACAUCAUUAAAGAGGUGAAGUUCCUGCAGAAACUUCGCCACCCCAACACUAUCGAGUAUCUGGGAUGUUACCUGAAAGAGCACACGGCAUGGCUGGUGAUGGAGUACUGCCUCGGCUCGGCCUCAGACCUCCUUGAAGUUCACAAAAAGCCACUCCAGGAAAUUGAAAUAGCUGCUAUUACCCAUGGUGCACUGCAGGGAUUAGCGUAUCUGCACUCUCACAAUAUGAUUCACAGGGACGUGAAGGCGGGAAACAUCCUGCUGACGGAGCCCGGUCAGGUCAAACUGGGGGACUUUGGUUCUGCUUCGAUCGUGGCUCCGGCCAACUCCUUCGUGGGGACUCCCUACUGGAUGGCUCCCGAGGUGAUCCUGGCCAUGGAUGAGGGCCAGUAUGACGGCAAGGUGGACGUCUGGUCGCUGGGCAUCACCAGCAUCGAGCUGGCGGAGAGGAAGCCCCCACUGUUCAAUAUGAAUGCUAUGAGUGCCUUAUAUCACAUCGCUCAGAAUGAAAGCCCCAUCCUUCAGUCCAAUCACUGGUCUGAUUCCUUCCGCAACUUUGUUGACUCUUGCCUACAGAAGAUUCCCCAGGACCGGCCUACCUCGGACGUGCUGCUGAACCAUCGGUUCUUGUGCCGCGAACGUCCGCUGACGGUGAUCAUGGACCUGAUUGCGCGAACCAAGGAUGCGGUGCGGGAGCUGGACAACCUCCAGUACCGCAAGAUGAAGAAGAUCCUCUUCCAGGAGACCCAGCAGAACGGCCCCGUGUCCGAGGGAGGGGAUGAUGAGGAGGAGGCGGAGCAGUACCUGUUGCGGACCGGCACAGUGAACAGCAUGGAGAGCUCCCAGUCGGUGCCCAGCAUGUCCAUCUCGGCCAGCUCUCAGAGCAGCUCCGUCAACAGUCUGGCCGACGCCUCUGACGACAGCAGCAGCGAGAUGGCCAUGAUGCAGGAGGGCGAGCACACCGUCACCUCCAACAGCUCCAUCAUCCACCGACCCACGGGUCAGGAUAACAUCUAUGAUGACCCUUACCAGCCAGAGAUGGACCAACCCCAGGCCCCCUCAGCUGGACGCCGUCGAGCCUACUACCGCAACCGUGACCACUUCGCCACCAUCCGAACUGCCUCGUUGGUGACCCGUCAGAUCCAGGAACACGAGCAGGGCUCGGCGCUGCGAGAGCAGAUGUCCGGGUACAAGCGUAUGAGGCGGCAGCACCAGAAGCAGCUGAUGGGGCUGGAGAACAAGCUGAAGGCGGAGAUGGACGAGCACCAGCUGAAACUGGACAAAGAGCUGGAAAACCAGAGGAACAGCUUCUCCACCGAAGCCGACAAGCUGGUGAAGAAGCACCAGGCCAUCCUGGAGAAAGAGACGAAAGCAGCUCUGACGGAGGAGAAGAAGUUCCAGCAGCACAUCCUGGGCCAGCAGAAGAAAGAACUGACCAGUUUACUGGAGUCGCAGAAGCGCCAGUACCGGCAGCGCAAGGAUCAGCUGAAAGAGGAGCUGAAUGAGAACCAGUUGACUCCGAAGCGGGAGAAGCAGGAGUGGCUGAUCCGUCAGAAAGAGUGUCUGCAGCAGAUGCAGGCGGAGGAGGAGGCCAGCCUGCUCAGGAGGCAGAGGCAGUACUACGAGCUGCAGUGCCGCCAGUACAAGAGGAAGAUGCUGCUGGCUCGCCACAACCUGGAGCAGGACCUGCUCAGAGAGGACCUGAACAAGAAGCAGACCCAGAAGGACCUGGAGUGUGCCAUGCUGCUGCGGCACCACGAGUCCACCCAGGAGCUGGAGUUCAGGCAGCUGGGCUCCGUGCAGCGAACCCGGGCCGAACUGAUCCGGACGCAACAUCAGACCGAACUGACCAACCAGAUGGAGUACAACAAGCGGCGUGAGCAGGAACUGCGACAGAAACACGCCAUGGAGGUCCGGCAGCAGCCCAAGAGCCUCAAGUCCAAAGAGCUGCAGAUCAAGCGUCAGUUCCAGGAGACCUGUAAGAUCCAGACCCGUCAGUACAAAGCCCUGAGGAACCACCUGCUGGAGACCACCCCCAAAUCCGACCACAAGGCCGUCCUCAAACGCAUCAAAGAAGAGCAAACACGUAAGCUGGCCAUCCUGGCCGAGCAGUACGACCACUCCAUCAACGACAUGCUGUCCACACAGGCUGUGAGUAAGCUGCGGCUGGAUGAGACCCAGGAGGCGGAGUACCAGGUGCUGAGGAUGCAGCUGCAGCAGGAGCUGGAGCUGCUGAACGCCUACCAGAGCAAGAUCAAGAUCCACACCGACAAUCAGCACGAACGAGAGGUGAAGGACCUGGAGCAGAGGGUGUCCAUCCGCCGGGCGCUGCUGGAGCAAAGGAUCGAGGAGGAGAUGCUCUCUCUGCAGAACGAGCGCUCGGAGCGGAUCCGGACUUUGCUGGAGCGCCAGGCUCACGAGAUCGAGGCCUUCGACUCGGAGAGCAUGCGUCUCGGCUUCAGCAACAUGGCGCUGACGGGCAUCCCGGCCGAGGCCUUCAACCAGGGCUACCCGACCCCCAGCCCCUCCUCGGGCUCCAGCGGCUGGCCGUCCCGACCCGUCCCCCGCUCCGGCAGCCACUGGAGCCACAGCGUCCAGAACUCGGUGGCGACUCCGUCCUGGCGCAGUCAGAACCACAGCGGGGCGAGCUUCAUCCGCACGGAGUCCAUCACCUCCUCCCACGGCCUCGGCAGGGACAGCGAGCUGCACAAGAGCGCCAGGGGCCACCCCUCCGGCUCCGCCCACCUCCACCACCACCAGCAGCAGCAGCAGCAGCAGCAGCAGCAGCACUACCUCCCCCAGCACUACCAACACCACCAGAGCACGCCACAGCUCUACCGCGAGAGCCACGAGCGCGACAGCAGGGAGCGCGAGCGGGCCAGGGAGUGGGUGGGAGGAGGGGCCCACUACCCCCAUCACUCCCAGGGCCACCACCACCACCACCUCCUCUCCUCCCACGCCUCCUCGCAGUCCCUUGCUCUCCUUCCUCCCCCACCGCUGCCUCCCCCCAUCUCUCUCUCGUCCUCCUCCCCUCCGUCCUCCGCCUCUUCUUCUUCGUCAUCACAGGGAGGCUACGGCGGCGGGGGCCUGAGCGUCAGGGGCCCCGGUCUGAUGGCCCUCAGGAACAGCCCCCAGCCUCUGAGGAGGACGGCGUCCGGAGGGCCGGGCGGCGGCGGGGGGAGUGACGGAGGGCUCAGCCGGAGCACAUCGGUCACUUCUCACAUUUCUAACGGCUCUCAUCUCUCCUACUCGUGAAACCGCCGCGAGGCCUCCGACCUGCGGGCGCCGCUCUGCUUCUGUACGGGGAAAAACAAACAUGGCUGAAGGCGUUUCAGCCGAACGCAGAAGCAGAACCCUUAGAGAGGCGGAGAGAGUUUCUAGCCGGAGCAAAAAAAUCGAUCGUAUAAAUACCCCAUUUUUUUAAAAAAGUGUCAAUUUUAAGAUCUCCUUUCUCGAAGCGUGCAGGGAGCCUGAGAGCGUUCUUGGCGCGCGAGAGGAGAAAGAGAGGAAGCGAUUUUUAUAGAGAAGUCUUCGCACGUUAAAGAGCUCCACAGUGAACAAACAAAACGGUCCAAAAAAACCCCACAAACGACACGUCCAUGUGUGUGAAAAUGAGCCGUGUGUUGCAAACUGAGCAAGUCGAAGCGUUAACAAAACGUCCGCUUGUUCACUUUGUGACGCACCGAAUCCGUUGCACAAGUCUUGACUCGGAGGUUUAACUGCAGGAGACGCGUGUCGCCUGCCGGACCAGUUUGAGAUUCAGGUUUGAGCCGAGACCUUCAGGCGUUCAGGUUUAACGUUUUUAAAGGCGGCGAGCGGGUUUAUUUUAAUUUUUUUUUUUUUAGUUUGUAUCGAACUGACCGAGAGUUGUGGAGCUUCCACUGGGCUAGCGGUGCUUUAAAAACCACUGUAACUAUGUAAAUAACGGUAAAACUGUACACCCAGUUUUUGAUUUGUAAGUGUUUCAUACAUUCAGCAGGGCGGCGGGGGCGGGGCGGGAGUCGACCACGGGAAGACUUCCCGUCAAGACAUUUCUUUUUAUUUGUAGUGUUAAGAUUCUGUAUAUGACAAACAAAACACUGCCGUCUCUUUGUUGGGCCGAAGACAAAUCUACCACUGCCCUUUAAGUCUUCUUGAAGGAGCGGUCUGACGUUCAGAGGCGUGAACCCGUUUGUUCGGUUUGAUCUCUGGGCGUUCGGUGCAGAAGUGAUUUAUGUUUAGCGGGAGGAAACCUUGCAGCAGCUGUCACACGGACACGCUGUGUGGCUGAAUGAUUAUAGCUUUACGAGCACUUUGUUCUGUCCUCUUGAUUAAAUGCAUCGUCUGGUUGCAGCGGCCGCUAAAAUCCUCCAUCAAACCAUCUGUGGUUUCAUAUUUUGGCGUCGAUGCGUCACGUCUUGAUUUUGGCCAGUACAAGAAAUUAAAGACCUGACGUCGAUAUAAAAAUGAUUUGAAACGACUUUACUGCCAUAAAACUCUCACUAAUUAAUAAUAUACCAUAUUAUGGUAAUUUUUCAGGCUCAUACUCUUAUUUUGGGUUUCUUCUCCAACAUGUUUACAUCCUUUAAUGUUUAAAAAACACAUUAUAUUUCGAUGUUUGGAGAUGGUUCUGGCUCUGUGAGACUUAUUAAAAUACAAAACCACAACAUUAUAACUUACUUCUCUGUUUUUAAGGAGAAAUUAUUGUCUGGUUUUCCCUCUGAUGUCCUCCGGCUGCUCCGCCUCAGCUUUCGGUGAUUUACCGAGCUUGUUUUGUUUUUGUACUUCAUAAAGACGACAACGCCUUUUUAUAUCGACUCGCCUCUAAACUAAGUAACUUGCGCAUCAAGAAGCGGCGACUUGAAAACACGUUACAUGUGAAGCUGUUGGAAACAGUUUCUUCCUCCUUCUUCUGCGAGUUGUUGUUGUUUUCAAACUCACUUCUGCACCGAACAAAAAGAGUCAAAACGGCAAACAAGAAAACGUCCCAGGACGUCGGAGCGCUCCUUUUUAAAGGGACGCUGCCGAGAGAGUAUUUUUGAGUGAGCCGAGCGCUAAAUGUGUGCGAUGUUUGCUGAGAGUGUGUGUGUGUGUGCGCAGCUUACCGUCACCUCCACCUGUUUCCCCUCAUAGUUCGGUCUGCGUCUGUAGAUAAGAUGUACAUUUACAAACUAGUACAACUCUCAAGUGCAUGGAACUGUGUACAGACAGCAUUUGUAUGGAUAACAUGCACACUACCUAUUUAUAUAAAUGUAAGUUACCUGUCGCAGGUAUACUGAAGAUUGUUCACUGUCCAAACACUUUGACUUGCAUUGUACUUAACCAGUGUACAUAAAAGCACUAACGUUUGAGGCUGUGUUAGAGUAAUAAUAAUGAUUAUUUUGUCACGUGCGUUUUACCGAUUUGUACUAGAUGCAGACAAAAAUAGAUGCUAUCAUCAUUAUUAUUACCUCUGCUGCAGUGGGAAUAUUUAUGUUGUAUGCUAAUUUUAAAAAAAAGUUUUUAAAAUGUAAUUGCCAAUUUUGACCACUAGGUGGGGAAUAAGCGCAAUGUAACUGUGAUAGAGCUAUAAAAAAAAAUAUUAUGUUGUGUUUUUUUUUUUUUUUAAAGGAGGACAAAAGGACUACCUUACCCAGCAUUCCUGUCGCGGUCUCAGGGAAGGAGUCUACAGUUCUGGGCAGGGCUGCGUUCGACUUUGUGUUUUUUAUUUUUGAGCCAGUAUUAAAAGGCGGGAGCGUCCGCAGUCGACGCAUUUCCAGAUUCUUUCACUACAUUUUGGUGCCAUGUUUAUUUUAUUUUUUAUUUUAUAUUUCGAUUUCCCUCCGAAAAAAACACUGAAACGUGCAAAAUUACGGAGCCUCAGAGGGUUCAAUGUUAAAUGUAUAAGUAAAAAAAAAAAAAAAAAAAAGACAAACAGUCGUGUGAAUAAAUUGUGCAAAAAUACAUAAAAGAAUUUGUAAAGUAAUUGAAGGAAAUUAUUAAAACUCAAAUGUUAAUCAUUUUUGAGUUUUAUUGGAUAUAAUUGAGGUAGAAGUCUUUUUUUUUUUUUUUUUUUUUUCCCCACACUUUUAUUUCACUUAAUUCAAUAUCCUGUUUUUGUUCGUUCAUGAUGUUACGAAAAGUGACGUCAUGAAUUAAAAACAAACUUUUUGAGAACCAUUUAAAAAAAAAUUUGUAUAUGUAUUUAUAUAUUUCACAAGUGAGUUCAUCCAAGGAAGGUUAAAAACCAAGAACUGGACUUUGUUACCUUCAUCCGGGGGACUUCUUCACUUCUGACUGACUGGAGGGGAAACUAAGCCGAUUAACCUCUGGGGGGUCGUUAUCAAGACGAUCGACAUCGCUGGGUCGUUGGAGCCACUGAGGCCAAGUCUGAACGCUUGUUUAGUUUCCUGGGGAGAGAUGAAAGGACGGCAUUGUAAGCGGUGUCGCAGACCUCGCCCCCCCCCCGUUGAGAGACGGUCUCUCCACUCGGAUGUAAAUGGAUUCCCUGACGCACCUUUCGCACCAUCCGUCCUCUCUGUCUGAAGGCUGCAUCCACAAUACUACAUCCCGUCCAGACUAAAACGAAGAAGUUUGAAAACGCUGCUAGACCCCGUUUCCGUUUAAAACUCCGGGGUAGCGUUUUACUGCGGACAGGUGAAAACGGAGGACGUCAAAAACGCUCACGUUUGGCUUCCUGAUUGGCUCUCAUCAGACGCUACUGAGUAUUUUGUACCGUGUAAAUAACACUUGUACUAAAACGCUGCUGUGGACGGAUUUGAGACGUAGUGUGGAUGUAGCCUGAAACGAGUGUCCUCCAUCUUUCUGGUGUUUGUUGAUACUCCAGAGUUUAACCAGGUCCCGCUGCCCUUCAUUUUUAACCUUCCCUGGAUAACUCCGACCUGAACGACCUUCACAGACACACAAGUUCAGUUUUAAUAAUUUCUUUCACAAUUUCUACUAGAUAGAUAUAUAAUUUUUUUUUUUUUUUUACACACUUCACUCACCUGACUGUUUAUCCCAUAAUUACUGGAGGACUUUGGGGCUCCGGUAACAGAACUUAAAGGCCUCCUCGUUUGGUUUUGCACAGUGUGAAUGGGUAGAAACAUCCUGCGGCCGCUUCCUGCAGAGGAAAAUAAACCCGCCGCUGCAGGAAGCCGACGUCGGUGUGAUCCGAUGCUGCGUGUAGUCGUCACAUCUACCUCAUUUGCACUGAUUUUACUAACAAGAAUGUUUUGGGUGGAAAAACAAAAUGCAUAUUUCUCAUAGGCGGACUUUUGGCUUCUUUUCGCUUAACUUGUAGUUUGUUUUUAUAAACGUGGAGGAGCGAUGCUGGAUGCGAGCAGGACAGGAAGUUGUUUGUUUUGUUGUUUUUUUUACGUUUCCCCUCCGCUGACUCGUCUCUUCAGGACAUGCUGGACUUGAAAUGCUAAUAAAGACGCUCUGCUGGGUGGGAGCAGGUCACACACGCUGGUGUUGACCUCAGUGGAUGGAAAUGUUUGGUGUCUGCUGGCCGCACGUGGAUGAACUCUCGUUUCUCCCCAUCCUGUAAGGAAACGUUUGAACCGUGAGAUUUCAUUUUGCCAACUUUAUUGUAUUUUUUUAAAAAUGCAUUGUUUUGUGCUGACCAUUCCUGUGUUACUGUUGCCAAUUAAAGCUGCACUGGGGGGGUCAGUACCUCCGACAGAGGGCCGAGUAGAUGUUUAGAUUGAUCCUGUUUCUUAUGUAAACAGAUUGAACACGGUGAGCAGUUCACUGACAUCGGGAUUUCUGUGUUUUUCGUGUCGUGGACUUUUUUUUUUAGAGGAACAUUUUGGGAAAUGUUCUUGUUUGCUGUCUUUCUGCAGAGUCACGUGUUUUAGGACGACGGAGAGCCAAACAUUUUUUUUUAUUUAUUUUGCAUUUUGAGAAUUUCGUCAAAAUGACAAACAUUUUGUCUUUAUUCUCGAAAUGCAAAGUAAAAAAAAAAGAUCUUCAUCCUCAUUUUCCCCCUUUUUUGUGGCCCUAAUACUCUGCCGUAGUUUUACUAAUUAUUAUUUUUAUUCAUGAUUAAUCUGCAGAUUAUAUUCUCGAUAAUUUGAUUAAUUAUUUUGGUCGAUAAAAUGUCUGAAAAUAGUGAAAGAAAGAUCUGUUGGGAUUUCUUUAAUCCCAAAAUGACGUCUCCAAAUUUGUCCAACAAACUCAAAAUUACACACAAAUAUUUAAUGGAUAGAAAACAAGUUGGUGACUGUUUUUUAAAAAUGAAUUCUCAAAUUCAACAACUUCUCAAAUUUGAGAAUUUUUCGGUUUUAAAUCUAUAAACUAAAAAUCUUUUGCCUUUUUCUUUUUCUGAGGAGCGUUUCUACGCAGUUUACUGAUAUUUUGUAAACUUAUUGAUUUAAUUGAAGAAAUGAUCUGCAGGCUGGUUAUUAAUGUAAAUCCUACAUUGCAGCACUGUAUUCAUGUUGAUUUAGCUGUUUGGUUUAUAGAAAGUUCUUCAGCUGUUUUUGUUUUUGUACAAAGAUCAAAAAUAUAUUCCGUUUAUUGUCGUACAAAAACGUAAAAAAGAAGCAAAUUUGAUCAUGAAAAUGUUGAGCGGAUUGAUUUUAAAUUAAAGUUCAGACAAAUUAUUUCAGCACCAACAAGCAGAUUUCCCAAAACACCGUGCUGUUUUUUCCUUUUUGUACGUUUCCUGGUGCAGAUUUUUAAAAUGUUUCUGUGGGACAAAGUUCAGUGUUACUGCCUCGGCCUCUGUAGGCAGGAAGCCCCCCCCCCAAAACAAAGAGAAACCCCCCCCCUGACUGUCCUGCUGUUUGUGGCCAGCAGGUUAAAGAACUGACAGGAAGCUCAGCCGUGAUGAAGAUGAUGAAGAUGAGUUUGUGUGCAGAGCAGGAUGCAUGUGGUUUGUACAGCGGAGAGUUUCAGAUGCAAAAAUGUUUUUUGGAGGAGAAAAAGUUUGAGAUGUACAGAAACGUUAACGAAAUAAUUUUGGAGAAAUAAAAUGAACAAAAAACA